AUGGACGAAACAUCGUUGGAAAAUUCGACAUUUGUCAAGGACAUUAGACACAUGUUGAAUUGGAGAGAGGACGUGCGCUUCCACGACCCCCGCGACGGACGCUUCGUCGCGAAAAUUGUUUCAAUUUUCAUCAUGAGCAAAGGUCUCAAGAGAAGCUUCGACUACCGCAUCGCGAAGCCGGCUUUGGAGCUGGCGGUCAGCGACGUGAGCGAGAAAUACAAGAACAUCAGAUUUCAAAUCACCCACCGUCGGGGUUACGUGUCAUGUCAGGCCAACCACGCGGGGAAUAUGGCAGCUGAAGAGUAUCACGGAAACGACGGGGCUACGGCUUUCAUCGGACCCGGCUGCUCGGCCGCCGUCGAUAUCGUGGGUCGCCUUGCGUCCUUUUGGAACAUUCCGGUUUGCACGGCAGCUGGAGUGAACGCUCAGUUCGAGGACCGGACGGUUUACUCGACUCUGCUCAGGCUCGCCUUGACCAUAAACACCUUGGGGGACGCUAUUACCCACGUGAUCAAGUUCUUCAAUUGGCACCAUGUCGUGAUUUUAAGCGAUUCGUCGCAAACGUUCUUCAGACAGCUCCACAAAGCUCUCAAUCCGAUAAUGAGCAACUUUCAAAGAGAUGGAUACAAUCUGACAAGAUUUACCCGCGAGUUCGAGUCCAAGAAACAGCCGGACUACACGAACCUCUUGCUCGAAGGACGAGCCCAUGGUCGAGUGUUCCUCCUCGGAGUGGACGGCAUCGUUCUGCGACAAAUAAUGCUGAGAGCGUUCGAUCUCGGCAUGGGAAACGGUGAAUACGCCUUCAUCGCGGCCAAGCCCUACAAGAACGUGAGGUACUUCGGUGAUUUCGCUUGGAACGUCCCGGGCGACAGUAGAAACGAGGACGCGAGGAAGAUGUAUGAGCAGCUUCUAGUCAUCUCAUUGAACAUUUCUCCGAGCGCUGAGUAUGUCAACUUCGUUGAUAAAGUCGUGCUCAAGAGUCAAGCCGAGCAAGACGCCAGUAUUGAUAAAUCGAUCAUCAACGUCCUACUGGCGGGCUUUUAUGAUUGCGUGCAGCUCUAUGCAUGGGCCGUGAACAGAACCUUGACUGAGCGAAAAGAUCCUCUUGACGGGAGACACCUUAUCAAUGAAAUUCUCAACUCGACUCGAAAAGGGCUCACUGGAAUGCUUCAUUUCAAUAAAAACGGUGAUCGAAUGGCGGAGUACGCAAUCAACGACCUCAAUCCCGACACGGGAGAGAUGGAGAUGGUUGCCGUCUACAGUCCGUCGGACAAAACCGUGAGCAUUUUAGAAAACGCCUCAUUCUCCUGGAUAUCGGGCUUCGCGCCCCUGGACGUUCCUCCAUGCGGAUUCCUCGGCGAAUCUAACUCGUGUCGCAAGAUCGAGUCCUCAACGUUUCUCAUCAUUACCACAGUGGUCACGUUAGCGGGCUUCCUGGCAGCCGCAGUUAUUGCUUUCAUAUUCUACAGAAAAAUGAAGUUGGAGACGCAACUGGCUAAUCUCUGGUGGCACAUAAAAUGGGAUGAAAUCUGUUAUCCGGACAAACAGCGGAAAUCUGCAACCUCGAUAUCUGUCAACGGGGAAACGGAACAGAAACCCUCACCACGAUUUGGUGCCGGUUUAUCAGUGGAGAACAGUCUGGCCAUCGGACGGUUCGGUAAUGUGAAUAUCGGGAUCUACAAAGGCAUGAGGGUGGCUGUGAGGAUCAUGCGCAUUUCGAAAUUCACAACAACCCGCUCAGUUCUUCUCGAGCUGAAACAGAUGCGCGAUCUGACACACGAAAACCUCAUCCGACUGAUAGGAUUAACAGCGGAAGAUCCUCAAGUAGGAGUCGUCAUGGAGUUUUCUCCACGUGGAAGCUUAAGGGAUCUCCUAGAAAAUGAAUCACUCCGUCUGGAUUGGACAUUCCGAUACUCCAUCAUCAAUGAUAUCGUUGAGGGAAUGUGGUUCCUCCAUUCGAGCUUUAUUGGAUGGCACGGUAGACUUCGUUCGACAACCUGUCUCAUAGACGCACGAUUCGUGGUAAAAAUCUCCAACUUUGGACUCCGAGAGCUCCGGAGACAGGUCGCCCUUCCAGAGAUAGAAGACCCUCGGGACUUGCUCUGGUGUGCACCCGAGCACCUUCGGGACGAACUGCCUCUCAGACGAGGCUCUCAAAAAGGCGACGUAUACAGUUUUGCCAUCAUAAUGCAAGAGAUCAUAACGCGAUCGGGACCAUUCGAGAACCUCGAGAAGUAUUCACGGCAUUUCCUGCCCCCGGAAGAGAUUCUCUUCCGCGUCAAGCUCGGUUCCAAUCCUCCCUUCCGUCCAGAUGUCACACCGGAGGAUUGCCCGAAGGAGCUGCUCUCCUUAAUGAAACUCUGCUGGAACGAGAGUCCAGCUCUUCGACCAUCAUUCAGUAUCGUCAAGCAGCUCAUGAAAAAAUACACCAAAUCAAUGGGCAGCAGCAACUUGCUCGAUAAUCUCCUGAAGCGAAUGGAACAAUACGCCAAUAAUUUAGAACAACUCGUUGAAGAUAAAACCGCGUUGCUGGUCGAGGAGAAGCGGAAGAGCGACGAACUGCUCUACGAGGUUUUGCCAAGGUACGUGGCUGAACAACUGAAGCGAGGAGAGUACGUCAAGCCCGAAGCAUUUGAAAAGGUCACUAUAUGCUUCAGCGAUAUUGUAGGAUUCACCCAAAUCUGUGCCAACUCCACGCCGAUGCAGGUCGUGGACCUUCUGAACGACCUUUACUCGUGCUUCGACGCCAUCAUUCAGAACUAUGACGUGUUCAAAGUAGAGACUAUAGGGGACGCUUACAUGGUUGUAAGUGGAUUGCCCGUCCGCAAUGGGAAUGAACACGCCAGGGAAAUCGCCCGAAUGACGUUGAGUCUCCUGAAAGCCAUCACGCAGUUCAGGGUACGACACCAUCCAACGAAGAAAUUGCAGCUUCGCAUAGGCAUGCACUCAGGCCCCUGUGCAGCUGCCGUUGUGGGCUUGAAACGUCCGCGGUAUUGCUUGUUCGGAGAUUCAGUGAAUACCGCGUCUCGCAUGGAGAGCUAUGGGGAAGCCAUGAAGAUACAUAUCACCGGCGACACCAAGCGAAUACUCGACACGUUCAACACUUUCAAGACCACAUCUAGGGGCGAGAUUCAAGUCAAGGGCAAGGGCACGAUGGUGACGUACUUUCUCGAAGCAGAGGAUCCCCCGUUUUCACCCGAAAUCGGCUUGCAGGGUACAUUCUUCACAAAUGAACAUCUCCUGAAGAACAUCUAA
Molecule: messenger RNA, 3255 nt
Organism: Galendromus occidentalis (western predatory mite)
Lineage: Eukaryota; Metazoa; Arthropoda; Arachnida; Mesostigmata; Phytoseiidae
Product: atrial natriuretic peptide receptor 1-like
Exons: 22
Coding region: 1-3255 (1084 amino acids)
Biological process (GO): receptor guanylyl cyclase signaling pathway; cGMP biosynthetic process; intracellular signal transduction
Cellular component (GO): plasma membrane
Molecular function (GO): adenylate cyclase activity; guanylate cyclase activity; peptide receptor activity
Source: RefSeq, a predicted model, not a curated record